Molecule: messenger RNA, 1551 nt
Organism: Ostrinia nubilalis (European corn borer)
Lineage: Eukaryota; Metazoa; Arthropoda; Insecta; Lepidoptera; Crambidae
Product: dynein regulatory complex protein 11-like
Exons: 12
Coding region: 1-1551 (516 amino acids)
Source: RefSeq, a predicted model, not a curated record
AUGUCGUCGGUCCACCUUGUGAAAGUGAAGACAGCUGAAGAAGAGGAAGAGACAGAAAAUACUCAAGAAGGACCAGUCCAUAAUUGGUGGGAUGAAGAUGUACUUGAAGAAGAGCUUGGUGAAAAAGACGAUGAAGAGCCUGAGACAGAAGAAAUGAUACAAACUAGACUAAUGGCUUCAUUAAUUCAAGCACACGAGAGAUCUAGACAAGUAAUUCGUCAAAUAACACAUAACAAACAAAAGAGAGAGUUAUGGGAAAAGGACUUAACAGGAACACUGAACCCACCAGCCCGCUUGGAAAUACGUGAACGAGCUGCUAAAAUAAUACAAACAGUUUGCAGAGCUUAUUUCGAAAUUAAAAGAAAAAAGAAACUUGAAUGCAAACAAGAUGAAUUAUUGGACAUAAGACUAUGUGGAAAAGCAAACGAUGCUCAUAUGAACAAAACUGCAGAGCUUAAGCAAUUGACUUCAGAAAAGCGGAAAAAUUUUGAGAAACAAUGGCAAGAAUCACGUGAGAAACUCAAACAAGAUUUCAUAAAUCGUAGAGGAGAUGAUCUUGCGGAAGAUUAUCGUGAUUUGGUUCGAGAAUGGCUAAGAAAAUGGUUUGAUGAUAUUCAGUAUUUCUACGAUAUACCCAAUGACGACGAGGGUGGAUCGAUAUUAAUUAUGAAAGAAGAAACACCGGAGCCCACUGAAUGGUGGGAAACGUACAAAACCUAUUUAGAAGAGAAAAAAGCUAACAAAAACAAAUCUUCUUAUCAGCUAAAACAAGCAAAAUUACAAGAAAAGCAAGAAGAGAUGAUGAGAAAAAGAGAAGAACUAAUUAAAAAAAAGAUUGAAGCAGAACUGAUGGCAAAGAUUAUGAAAAAUCCGACUAUGCAUCCAGGAUUCACCUAUCCCGAAUCCAAGAAAACUGAACACAUAUUAGAGGUGAUUGAACAGUAUCGCAACAAUUGGGAUGAAUUAGAUAAAUCAGAAGCGUUAGAAGUUAAAAAGUUGUUUGUGAUCGAUGUUGAUAAAAAUAACGUAUACGCAGACGUAAAACUGGGUAUUAUGCGGACUGUUGAUGAAGAUAUGAGACAGGAGUUGAAGGUGUUGAAGAAAGCGCUGAAAAAAGACUAUGAAAACAAUGGCGAAAAAUUCCCAGAGCCGAUGAAGAAAGCCAAAAAGCGACAGAAAAAGAAAAAUAAAGUUAAAGCGAAAAUGAGCGAGAGCAUCGCUGAAAAAAUGGAAGACUUGGCUUUCAAAGGAAUUCUGAAAGAAUAUCCUCCUACACAACUUGGUGAUUUUCUAGGAGAUCACAACUAUGUUGGGGAUGAUCAGCGAUUUAACUUGAAACGAGCCCUUCAAUUUUGCGGCGAAGCAAGAAGCAUUUGGUGGGAGAGGUGCCGAGAAGUCACACACGGCUACCACAAAGUACUUCUUGUAGGACCCAGGCAUAGCGGAAAGACUUUGCUAGUGCAUAUUUUAGCUACAAUAACAGUGUUUCUAAUAUACAAACGGGUUGUACCAACUGAGGGCACAGUCCAGAUGUCCAAAUUCGAGCCUUGA